Messenger RNA from Sinocyclocheilus rhinocerous, 654 nucleotides. RefSeq names its product E-selectin (gene sell). The coding region runs from base 37 to 654 and encodes 205 amino acids. Lineage: Eukaryota; Metazoa; Chordata; Actinopteri; Cypriniformes; Cyprinidae. The transcript is spliced from 5 exons. The record is from RefSeq and is a predicted model, not a curated record.
GUGAGAAUGGACUGUUGAAAUGCAACUAGAGCUGCAAUGUACAAUAUUCUACUAAAGACAAGUGCCUCUGUCGAAAGGAGACUAAAGAGAACCAUGGCUGGAGGUGUUGUGGUGCUUAAAACGACAUCUGUGCACAUAGGAGUUUUGAUACAUCUCUGCUUCAUAUUGGUCAGUGUUGAAGGAUGGACGUAUUACUGGACAGACAACGAGACAAUGUCCUGGAAUGAGACAAGAAAGUGGUGUCAAAAUCAUUACACAGACAUUGUGAUGGUCCACAACGAAAAUGUAACACGUUUCCUUAAAGAAAAUGUGAAAAACAAAACAUCUCCCUACUACUGGAUUGGAAUGCAAAAGAUCAAUGGCACUUGGAUGUGGGUUGCCAAUGGACAAAUCAUGAAAUAUCAAAACUGGGCAACCAAUGAGCCCAACAACAACAAGUCUAAUGAAAACUGUGUGGAAUUGUACACCAGCAAAACAAACAAUAAUGGAAAGUGGAACGAUGACAACUGUCAAUUGGCAAAGUAUCCUUUAUGCCAAAAAGCACACUGUCCAAAUGAUACAUGCACUGAUAGAGAGGACUGCAUAGAGCAAGUCAGCAGCUUUACCUGUUCGUUUCAUGUGAUCCACUCUCUGCACCACUACAUGGCAGGAUGA